AUGAAAAGAAAGAGAAACAUUGUUCUAAAUGAGGAAGAGGAGUUCACGUUUAUUAAUAACAGUGAUUACGAGAGUGACAUAGGGACAAACAACCUGGGAUAUUUACAAAAUCAAGAGGAUACGGAUGCCGCAAAGAACUCGGGGGACUAUGAUUUAAAAAACGGGGAAAUGGGUAGUGAAGUGGAGAAAGAGUUAAACAAGUUCGAGCGAAAACAAGACACAACCCUGUCUCAGCAUGACCAUGGAUCAAUAACAGAACAAUUUGAACACACUAAACAACAGAAGACCAACGAUGAGACAGUUACCGAUCCUCAAAAUGCUGAAAUCAUAGAAUCUAAAACCAAUUCACAGAUUGAUGAAAAGCAACAAGAAAGUGACAGCUUUCCUGGCACAGAAAUCGAAGUGUCCACACCUAAGAAGGCUACAGAACCACCCGCUCGACCUUCAUCGAAGGAUUCCAAAGCUGAAGAUUCACCGAGGUUGGUAAUCAAUAAACUUAUUCUCACGAACUUCAAAUCAUAUGCUGGAGAGCAAAUAAUCGGGCCCUUCCAUUCGUCAUUUUCAUCAGUAGUAGGUCCCAAUGGGAGCGGUAAAUCAAACGUCAUUGAUGCAAUGCUUUUUGUAUUUGGAUUCAAGGCAAACAAGAUGAGACAAGGGAAGAUAUCGGAAUUGAUACAUAACUCAGGAAAUGAAAGGCCGGACUUUUGCCAAGUCGAUAUAUACUUCCAUAUGGUACUUGACGACCCAAAAUCGCCGCAGCUGUCAGUAGUAGUUCCUAAUUCCGAGUUGAUUAUUUCGCGGAAAGCUUUUCAAAAUAACCAGUCUAUGUACUAUAUUGAUGGUAAAAAAAGCAACUACACUGACGUGACCGCUCUACUUCGGGGUAAAGGUAUCGACUUGGACCAUAAAAGGUUUUUAAUUCUACAAGGUGAAGUUGAAUCUAUUGCGCAAAUGAAAGCGAAGGCUGAGAAAGAGGGCGAUGACGGCUUAUUAGAGUAUUUAGAGGAUAUUAUUGGAACCACAAAGUACAAGCAGUUGAUCGAAGAUAGUUUGGUGCGAAUUGAGGAGUUAAAUACAGUGUGUCAAGAAAAAUCAGACAGGUUUGUAUUAGUUGAAAAGGAUAAAAAUUUAUUAGAUGAAAAGAAAGUUGAGGCGUUAAAGUUCUUGGAACUAGAAAGGAAGCUCAAUAAUUUCAAAAGCUUGAAGUUUCAGUGCAACAUAAGUCAUUUGCAGAGUAAGAUUGAGGAGUACCAGAGCGAGAGGGAUGAGCUACAAAAACAAUUGGAUGAAAAGAAAGACGCAAAUGAAGCAGUUUUGAGACACAUUGAGACGGAAACUGCGAAACAGCUGGAUAUCAAAAAGGAAUUGAAAAAGGCUUUGAUUGAAAUUGAAGGCCAAAACAAGCAAAAAAGAGAUUUGAAUAAACAAAAUGUGUCAUUUGAAGAAAAGUCAAAAAAUUUCGAGAGCAAAUUGAAGAAAAUACAAAAGACUAUAAAUGCGCUGAACCAUGCGUUACAAAACUCGAACCACAGCUUGACAAGCUACUCAAACUCUUCCGAGCAAUAUAAAUCCGAUAUCGAAAGGCUUGAGUUAUCGUUGAAGGAUGAAGAGGGGAAGUUGACCAAAAUUCGAGAAAAAAUGGCAGAAAAAACUUCUGGUUUUACUAAACGUAUUGAAGAGUUACAAAAUCAGCUAGAGCCUUGGACAUCGAAGUUAAAGAGUAACGAAAAUGAGAUCGAGCUUAUUAAGUCCAAUAUUGAUAUUCUCGAAGGUCAAACGAACAACACAAAGAAGCAAUUGGAAGAGCAUAAGGAAAAGUUAAUCGCAAUUAAACAGGAAGGUAAGAAGAAAGAAGAAGAAUGCCGUGAAAAGGAAGAGAAGCUUGAAACAAUUGAGGAGCAAAUAUCGUUGGGUGAGGAGCAAACAAACUUGAUGAAGCUGAAAUUAGACAAGAUGAAAAACCACAUCACCAAAGCUAAAAACAAGUAUCACGAUGCUGCCCAGGCUUUCCAAAGUAAGCAAAACCAGAGCAGUGUUUUGGCAGCACUAACAAAGUUGGGCAAAUCUGGUAGAAUUGAAGGAUUCUACGGCAAAUUGGGGGAUCUUGGAACAAUAGACGACAAAUAUGAUAUCGCGGUUUCAACUGCCGCCCCUGGUUUAGAUUCUAUGGUGGUCGAAACAGUUGAGACAGCACAAGCUUGUAUUGAUUAUUUGCGGAAAAACAAACUUGGAUAUGCCAAUUUUAUUUGUUUAAAUAAGUUGCGGAACUACGAUUUAUCGCCUAUCCUGGUUCCAGGCGACCCAUCCAAGAUAAAACGACUUUUCGAUUUAAUUGAUCCGAUCAAUCCCAAAUUUGCACCAGCGUUUUUCAGUAAAAUGUUCAACACACUUGUGGCACCUGAUUUGAAUGAGGCCAAGAAAGUAGCAUAUGGGGCAAGAAGAUGGAAGUGUGUAACUUUAGAUGGCAAGGUGAUAGAUAUAGCUGGAACUAUGUCUGGAGGUGGUAAUCAGAUCAUGAGAAAUGCCAUGCGCUUAAAGUCAGCAAAUUCGCUGGAGAGUUUGGAUUUAGACGAAGAAAGUUUGGAGCAGACAAGAAUUGACAUAGAAGAAAUGGAAGCAGAGUUCGAGAGAGAGCAGACAAAAUAUAACGAGGCUAUAACUGCUUUAAACAAGGUGAGGGGUUUAGAGCCUGAUACGAGACUCUCUCUCGAUAAACUCAAGUUGGACAUCGCUGGUUUAGCUUCCGAAAUGAAAGACGUAUCUCAAAUUUGUAAGAAUUUGGUAGCUGAGCAAAGACAAAUGGAGGUAAACAAUCCUUUUGGACUACAAAUACAGGAAAAGAAGACCGAAUUAGAAGAGCUUGAAGCUGUCAGAGCGAAAUUGAAAACAGAGAUGGCAGACUAUGAACAUGAAAUAGCCACUUAUGAACAAAAGAUAAUGGAAGCUGGUGGUGUAGAUUUGAAAGUUCAAAAUUCCAAAGUUGAAUCGAUCAAGCAACAAAUUGCAAUCAUCAAUGACAAGACCAGCGGUGAUAGAAUCGCUUUGAAAAAGUUGGAAAGCGACAUCAAACGACAUACUAAAAUCAUAGAAGAUUCAAAGAUUUCUCAGGAGAGGUUGGAAGCUGAUUAUAAAGAUAUCAAAGAAGAACAGCAAGAAAUUCAAGGAAGGGUGAAGGGAGUGGAAGACAAAUUACACGUGCUCGAUCAACAAAAGCAGGAUAUAGAGGAACAGCUUGAGAUGAUCCGCGUCGAAAUAGAAGAAAAACAGGAGGAGCUUUCUGGUUUCAAGCUGUUUGAAGUUGAAAUGUUAAACAAGUUGGAGAAGGCCAAUUACAAUUUGAAAAAAAUGGCACAUUUGAUAGAGCAAAACGAGCUGAGUCUAAGUGCAUUGGUGGUACGAGAUGUAAUGCCGUAUAUUUAUUGGCUUGAUGAGGGUGAGCAAAAGAAAUACAAUUCCUCAGUUAUUGAACGGUUGAACGAAUCUGAAUUAGAAGAUGUUGACUUGGAAGCCGUUAAUUCUGAGAUUGAAGAAUUGGAAAAGUAUAUGUCAACGGUUCAGAUUGAUAUUGAAAUGCUUAAGGAGUACGGAACUAAGAUUGCAGAAUAUACAGAUAGGAAAGAUGAUUUGAAUCGUGCUGUAGAGGAGAGAGAUGAAAAACGAGAUUAUUGUGAGGAUUUAAAGAAGAAGAGAUUGGAUGAGUUUAUGGAUGGAUUUAGUGCUAUUUCAAUGGCCUUGAAAGAUAUGUAUCGAAUGAUUACCAUGGGUGGAAAUGCUGAAUUAGAAUUGGUUGAUAGUUUAGAUCCGUUUUCAGAGGGGAUUUUGUUCAGUGUGAUGCCACCCAAAAAAUCUUGGAGGAAUAUUUCGAAUUUAUCUGGAGGUGAAAAGACUCUUAGUUCAUUAGCUUUGGUUUUUGCCCUUCAUCUGUAUAAACCUACACCAUUGUACGUUAUGGAUGAAAUUGACGCUGCGUUGGAUUUCCGGAAUGUUUCAAUUGUGGCCAAUUAUAUCAAAGAGCGAACGAAAAAUGCCCAAUUUGUGGUUAUCUCAUUGAGGAAUAAUAUGUUUGAAUUAGCACAGAAAUUGAUUGGAAUCUACAAGGUCAAUAAUAUGACUAGAAGUACGCCAAUUUUAAAUAUCGAGUUUAACAGUAUAGAGUGA
This is a messenger RNA of Lodderomyces orthopsilosis Co 90-125, 4158 nucleotides long. It is a transcript of the gene SMC4, whose product is annotated as condensin subunit. The record is from RefSeq and is a predicted model, not a curated record. Lineage: Eukaryota; Fungi; Ascomycota; Pichiomycetes; Serinales; Debaryomycetaceae. The transcript has a single exon. Gene Ontology annotation, molecular function: ATP hydrolysis activity; protein binding; ATP binding. Gene Ontology annotation, biological process: mitotic chromosome condensation. Bases 1 to 4158 code for a protein of 1385 amino acids. Gene Ontology annotation, cellular component: chromosome.